CCUUUGUGAAACCGCCCGCUCCAACAAUGCCUUCGACCCCACAGCAACCCUUAAAAGUCAUCAUCCUAGGUGGCGGUAUCGCCGGUCUCACAACUGCACUUUCCUUGACAAAAUACUCGCCUUCACAGUUCCCUCUUCCUCAAAUAACUAUCUACGAGAUCAGACCCGAGCCUGCAACCAUUGGCGGGGCCGUGAACCUCACGCCGAACGCACUUCGUCUCUUGAACCACCUCGGCGCUCUACAGGAAAUCCGCGCUAGAAAUUAUGGCAAAGAAUGUCUCGCCGUUGAAGUCUUCGACCUGUACACUGGCGCCCGGCUAGCUGAAAGCAGUUUCCGAGGCCCGGUUGGCAGAGGCCUGGGCGAACCACCCUUCACAGCACUCAGAAUCACAAGGGGGGAGGCGUUAAAAGGAGUAUUGGCAGCAAUCGAGAAACACGACAACAUCAAGCUUGUGUGCGGAAAGAAGACAGUAGACAUCCAGGAAGACAUCAACGGCGUUGAAAUCAAGUUUGCCGGCGGCGGAAAAGUGAGUGCAGAUAUCCUUGUCGGCUGCGAUGGCAUUCACUCCGUGGCCCGUCUCACGCACGUGGAGCCGGAGCGGAAAAGUGUGUAUUCCGGCAUCUGCAAUGCCUUUGGGUUCGCAAAACGAAGGAAAACAGAGUCCGGUGGCUUUGAGGAAACGCACUUCGAGACGACAGGGAUGAACUUUGGUCGAAGAGGUAUCUUACUCACCUCGUUUCACAACGAAGAUAAAGACUCAGUCUACGUUGGUGCACUCAUGCAGGUCCCGGAAAUCGCAUCAAGAGACGGAUGGAAAGCCGCGGGCAAGGAUGCAGAGAAUACUCGCAGAGAUAUGCUGGAAAGAUACAGCCCCGCUGCAUUAGACUUGAUCCCACAUCUGAUUGCGGACGCAGAGGAUCUAUUCUUAUGGCCUGUCUUCACGCUCUCCGCGGGCGGAAAGUGGGCUACGGAUCGCGUCAUGCUGAUUGGAGACUCUGCACAUGCCAUGCCACCACAAGGCGAAUCGACGGGCAUCGUUUUCGAAGAUGGCGUGCUAUUCGCUCGCUGUGUGGGACGAUGGAUGGAGAAGAACAACGGCGCCCCUGUGAAAGAGGCGUUUAAUGCGUAUGAGAGCUUGAGAAGAGAACGUAUCGAUAUUGCGUAUAAUGAGAGUCAGAAUGUGGUCAAGACGGUGCAGGAUGUCGGGUGGCUUGGGCAUAAGAUUAAGAUGAAUAUUAUCCCGUGGUAUCUGUGGUGGACAAGAAGUUAUCGAGAGAAGCAUUUCAUCGAAGAUGUCACGACGUGUGAGCUUAACUAUUAGUGGUAAUGCAAAGGAGUUGAAG
Messenger RNA from Lindgomyces ingoldianus, 1344 nucleotides. RefSeq names its product FAD/NAD(P)-binding domain-containing protein. The transcript has a single exon. The record is from RefSeq and is a predicted model, not a curated record. The coding region runs from base 27 to 1322 and encodes 431 amino acids. Gene Ontology annotation, molecular function: monooxygenase activity; FAD binding. NCBI's taxonomy places the organism in Eukaryota, Fungi, Ascomycota, Dothideomycetes, Pleosporales, Lindgomycetaceae.